GGACAUUUUUAGUCAGCUGUUUAUUGUAUAUUGGCGGGCGCCGGCCGUUCUUGUUUAAUUAAUUGUUUAUUUUUCUAAUCAGCAAUGCACGCUUUUUUAAAAACCGGAAAAUUGGGUCCUGGAGAGGUGAAAAAACCUUCGACAUCUCGCACAAAAGAACGUGGUGGUCCAUCGCCUCCUUGGGUUGAAAAAUAUCGUCCUAAAACUGUAGACGACGUAGUCGAACAGGCAGAAGUCGUCCAGGUUCUUCGUCAAUGUUUAGCUGGAGGUGAUUUUCCAAAUUUACUACUUUACGGUCCACCGGGAACGGGAAAAACGAGUACAAUUUUGGCAGCUGCCCGACAACUUUUUGGCGAUAUGUACAAAGACAGAAUUUUGGAGUUGAACGCCUCUGAUGAACGUGGUAUUCAAGUGAUUCGCGAUAAAGUCAAAACAUUCGCACAACGCACAGCCAGCAGUGUAAGAAAUGACGGAAAGGCGUGUCCACCUUUUAAAAUAAUAAUUCUGGACGAGGCGGACAGUAUGACUGUUGCUGCUCAAUCGGCCCUACGUCGAACAAUGGAAAAAGAAUCUCACAGUACACGUUUCUGUUUGAUUUGCAAUUACGUUUCACGUAUUAUUGAACCAUUAACGUCACGUUGUACAAAAUUCAGAUUCAAAUCUUUGGGCGAGGAGAAAAUUAUCGAGAGAUUGGAAUUUAUUUGCGGUGAGGAGGAUUUGAAAGCUGAAAAAGCAGUUCUCGUUAAAUUAGUUGAAGCUUCCGGUGGAGAUUUAAGAAGGGCAAUCACUUCAUUGCAAUCGGUUAUGAGACUCAAGGGAAAGGGUGUCGAUGUCACUAUUGAUGAUGUUUUGGAAGUCACUGGAGUUGUUCCCGAUUACUGGUUGCAUGAUUUAAUGGAAGUCUGUAAAGAUCAAAAUUAUACCAAAACAGAAGAGUUUAUCGAAAAAUUUAUGAUGGAAGCUUAUUCAACAACUCAGGUGAUAGAUCAAUUGAAUGAAAGGAUUAUUUACUCGAAUCAUUUAACGGACAAACAAAAGGCCCAUAUUGGCGAUAGACUUGGGGAAUGUAGCUACAGAUUGCUGGAUGGAGGCAGCGAAUAUGUACAAUUAAUAACUUUAUGCUGCGGUAUUAUGCAAGCAUACGAAAUGUCAUAAAAACCGCCCACCAUUUAAAUUGAUAAUUUUUCCUUUGUACAGUUUCUAAUUCAAUUAUAUUUUCUAUAUUUUUUUAUAUAUAUAACGCAACGGAAUAAAAAACAUUUUUUCUAAAACAAAAAAAA
Molecule: messenger RNA, 1280 nt
Organism: Leptopilina heterotoma
Lineage: Eukaryota; Metazoa; Arthropoda; Insecta; Hymenoptera; Figitidae
Product: replication factor C subunit 4
Exons: 6
Coding region: 85-1155 (356 amino acids)
Biological process (GO): DNA repair; DNA-templated DNA replication
Cellular component (GO): DNA replication factor C complex; nucleus
Molecular function (GO): ATP binding; ATP hydrolysis activity; DNA binding
Source: RefSeq, a predicted model, not a curated record